Erinaceus europaeus (western European hedgehog) is the source of this 5231-nucleotide messenger RNA. It is a transcript of the gene TMEM169, whose product is annotated as transmembrane protein 169. The transcript is spliced from 3 exons. The record is from RefSeq and is a predicted model, not a curated record. Bases 225 to 1118 code for a protein of 297 amino acids. Lineage: Eukaryota; Metazoa; Chordata; Mammalia; Eulipotyphla; Erinaceidae.
CCCGCCCGCCCGCUGCAGCACCUUCUCCAGCCUCCCGGGGCAGGACCGCUCCCUGGUGGCUGCCACUUCACGGACAGCACCUGCUAGGUCGGCUUCGGUCCUCGGACACGUGUAGAAUUCAUCAUUGGGACACACCUUUGCAUCGUUUCACCCAGAAAGAAGUUCUGUGUGGCUUGUGAGUCUGCUCCAGCAAUCGGACCCUUCACAGGAACUUAAGGACUAGGAUGGAAGAGCUAGCACCAGAGGAAAGCCAUGGCCAACCACCCAGCCCUCUCUAUGGCUCUCUGAGAAAGGCCGUGACUGCUGCUCUGACGUUGGAUGGAGAAUCCACACUAGGUCGCAGGAGAAAGAAGAGAAAAGAGUCUCGCCCAGAAUCUAUCAUCAUCUACCGGUCAGAGAAUGAGAAAGUUGAUGAGGAUGCCGGGGAAUCUGAAGGUGGAGACCAACCAAAGGAGGAGGAGGAGGGAGAUUUCCUAGAUUACCCAGCUGAUGAUGGUUUGUGGAACAUGCCCGUGGACAGCCGCUAUGUCACAUUAACUGGGACCAUCACACGAGGGAAGAAGAAGGGUCAGAUGGUGGACAUCCAUGUCACGUUGACAGAGAAGGAGCUACAGGAACUGACCAAAGCCAAAGAGUCAUCACAGGAAGCAGCACCUGAAGACAGAAAAGCCUGCCUGAUGGCAGCAGAUCGUGGGCCCCAUGUGGUUCUCUGGACGCUGGUCUGCCUGCCCGUGGUUUUCAUCUUGUCUUUCGUUGUCUCUUUCUACUAUGGUACUAUCACUUGGUACAACAUCUUCCUUGUGUACAAUGAGGAGAGGACUUUCUGGCACAAGAUCUCCUGUUGCCCCUGCCUCAUUCUCUUCUAUCCUGUCCUCAUCAUGGCCAUGGCCUCUUCCCUGGGUCUCUAUGCCGCUGUGGUCCAGCUCUCAUGGUCCUGGGGAGCAUGGUGGCAAGCUGCCCGGGACAUGGAGAAAGGUUUCUGUGGCUGGCUCUGUAGCAAGCUGGGUCUGGAAGACUGUUCUCCUUAUAGCAUUGUGGAGCUCCUUGAAUCGGAUAACAUCUCAGCCAGUCUGUCCAACAAAGACACUACCCAGGAAGUCGAAACGUCCACUCUCUAACUCCUUAAUAACUGCUUUCCUUCUCUGGUUCCAGCAGCCUCUAUCUUGUGUUCCAGUUCCAGAUGGCUCUUUCUUUAGCUCCCCCAGUGUUCUUCUGGAAGAUGAUAACCCUCACUGAUCUGUCCUACCAUCUUCUAGGAUGAUUCCAGAAGGACAAGAAACAGAAAAGUUUGUGUCAAAGCAGUGCAUUCAAUGAAUGGAUGUUUCAUUUCCUACCCCCAAAAUGGAUGCUUCUCUGGGUCAUGGUUUUCAGCUGUGUGUCAAUUUAGGAGUUUGAAGGAAAGCUUGAAGUGAUGCUGUUACUUGUAACCUACGGGUUAAGUGACAUCAGAGAUGCAAGGAUUAUAAGGAGGUUCAGUUCUGGGAGAUCAACUUCACCGCUAAGACAACACACUGGGAUGGAACAAAACUUUUAGGAAGCAGGGCUACCACUGUGAAGCAGAUGUAAAAAUUUGUGUAUAUUCCUUAGAGUUGAUUUAUGUACAUAUAAUUCAAUUGUCAGUGGUUUAAAUAAGAUUGAAUCUGUUUCUUUCUUGAAUAGAAGAAAUGUGGGGACAGUCUGUCAUGGGACUGGAUGAGACCAUCAGUGUCCCAUGCUACUUUUACUCUCGCUCCUAAGAUGUGACUCUUAACCCCAGUGCUGAUUACCUUCCUGUUCUCAGAUUUGUGAUUCUAGUAGGAGAGGGAGGGACAAAGAAAAAUCACAUCCAUCUCAUUUAGGGAGCUUCCCCACAAGUUCCAACCAACAUUUUCAUUGGUUGGAGCUUAGUCAACAUGACCUCAGAAGCAAAAUAAUCUGGAAAAUGUAAUCUUGGCCAGGAAGCUAUAGUGUAGGCUAAAUAUUGAAGUUGUACUCAUCUAAGAGAAAAAGAUUACAUGGAUAUUUUGGUAGACAAGUAAGAGUCUCUGCUUCAUAGUAACUAUUAAAAAAACAUUGAGAUCCCAGAGUGAUUGUAUAGAUUUAGCUAUUUAUUUAUGUAUUUACCUAGGCAUAAUCUUGCACAGAAAAUUUAUACACAGAUGCUAGCUACAUAUAUUAAGUGGUUUUUAUAUACAUAGAUCCCAGCGACUUGUAUACUUCAUAAUUAAAUGUAAUGCCAGUGGUUUUAGGUUUUUGUAGAAAGACAGUGAAGGGUUGAGCACAAUUAUAUAGUAAGUAACAUAACUUGAUUUCUUGGUACGUAGCAGAAUUAGGUAGCUAAUUGAUCUAUGCUACAGACUAAAGACAGAAGUGAUUGGAUCUCCCCCCAGUAGGGACCAGUAGCCCUGAGCACAAAAAUACAGAUUUAGCUUCCUGUUUGGCAAAAAACUCCUUCAGACCAUUCUGGAACUUAACAAACUGUAUCUUAGUGGCAUUGAGAAGCAUGUGCCUUCUUGGCCUCUAGGGGGAUAAACAAGAUAAAUACAGUUGGAGAGACUCAGAACUUGGCAAAAAAAAAAAUCCUUCCUUAGGAUGACCAUCAAAUUUUCAAAAGUUCUACUCCUAAAAAGUUGAGCAUCAUUUGAAGGGUUGGGCCCUUGUCAGAACAGCUGGUGCCCAUUUCUUUUUCAUAGUUGAGACAGAAUCACACCUAAUGAGCCGGCCAUACUUUCCCACAGGUAAGGGACAUCUACAUAGUGCAUGGUGCUGAACUCUGCCUGCAAGGGGACUUUUUAUCUGUUUCCUUUAAAAAGCAACAGCUGUUACUUUAAAAACACACACACACCUCUGCCCAGCAUUUAAAAAAUAAUAAUAACUGUGGUGCUCUUUGGUGAUUUUGCAGAAAUAGAAACAACUGAAGUGAAGGCAAAAUAAAUAAAAUCUGAUGAGCUUUUUUGCUCAUUUGUCUUUGAGGUCCACCAAAAUUAUUUUGAAUGCUAUUUGUCUGCAAAAGGAGUAACUGUAUACACACAAGUAUAAUGAUCAUUAAUGUGGAUCCUUAUGUCUUGAUUUUUUUUUUUUCAGUUCUACUGUUUAUUUUUUUUAUACAAUUUUGAAAAUAUAUACUCUUUUUUUUUUCCUAUACAUUGGUUUAUGGGGAUUCCAUGUGUGGACUGUCUCUGUGGGUCCCAUAUUUGCCUAAUUUGUCAUCUCAGUGACAAAUUACAACUAUACUUGUUAAUAUUUCCUGGGGUUAGAGAAACCAGUGGCCAAAAUCAAAAACAGUCCUGAGUAGGAUCAGGAUAAAAUGACCUUAGUGGGCUGGAAUAAGGCAGGCCUGAGGUCCAAGAUGAAGCUGACAAGACUUAAUCACGCUAGCUGAGCUCUCCACCUAGUGGAAGUGAUGGCUUUUGAAACAGUUUAAAAGGGAUCUUGACUCAUGUACAACUCUAGUCCAGUUGAAGGACAUCUUAACCAAACAAAGCUAAAACAGUCUUGUCUUUGGCCUCCAAAUACACAUCAAGAGCCUUAGAGGAGGAAACGGAGAAUGAGAUAGCAUACUUGGGACAUUUUUUUUUUUUUUUUACAGUUAACAAACGAUUAGAAGUGCUAUUUUAGGGAGGAGAUUUACCUUUUUUUCUAUUCAAUUAUUAUUUGAAUUCUUUUAAGUAUAUACUACUUUUAUACUACUUUCUCUGACUAGAAUAAGAGUGUGUUAAGAAUUUUAAAAGUUCGCUGUCUUUAUAAAACCUUCUUUGAUAAAUGCAGUGCUUACUGAUAUUCUUCUAAACUCCUACCCAACAUCUAUACACCUCUAAGGCUUUGCAUGUGGUCUUUUGAAAAUAUUGACAGGUUAAGUGCACAUGGUGCAAAGCAAGGACCAUCAUAAGGAUCCCAGUUCGAGCCCCCGGCUCCCCACCUGCAGGAGAGUCACUUCAUAGGCAGUGAAGCAGGUCUGCAGGUGUCUCUCUUUCUCUCCCCCUCUGUCUUCCCUUCCUCUCUCCAUUUCUCUCUGUCCUAUCUAAUAAUGACAACAUCAACAACAAUAAUAACUACAACAACAAUAAAAAACAACAGGAGCAACAAAAGGGAAAAAUAAAUAUAAAAAUUUUUUAAAAGGAGAAAAUAUUUAUAGUGAGAGAGGAGAGAAAGAGAGAGAAAGGAGAGAGAAGAAAGAAAGAACUGCUCGGAUCUGUCAUAAGGUGGUGCCAAGGACUUGAAACAUUCUUAUUGCUACCUAAUCUUCGUGGUUAUCAACGACUAUUAUAUUUCAAUUCCUCUGCGGCCACUUUAUACUGGAUAACCUAUGUCUGAUCUAGUAUGAUGCUGAUGUUUAUAAGCCAGUAAAUAAGUCUAUUAUCAAUUGGCAUUAGGUGGCAUCUUCAAUUCAAGUUUGAAACAAAGCCUCUGUCUUCAGUACAUCAUGACAUAACUAUUGAAUACUUCCGGAUGAUCUGAAAGUUCCAUUCUGCCAUUUUGGGAUGACCAUCUAGGGCUUAAUUUUCACAGUUCUGCAAAAGAUUAAUGACCAACAUGAAACCUUUUUCCUUCCUCAAUUGAUUUAAUUGCUCAAGAAACCUUUUCUAUGGGUUUUUAAAUAGUACAUGUUAUAUAAGACAUAGUAUAUUUUUACUGGGGUAUAAAACUUUAUUUCAUAUCUGUAGCUUGUUUUUAACCGAUUUUUCUUUUUUCUUUUUUUUAAAAAUAAUUUAUUUAUUCAUGAGAAAGGAAGGAAGGAGAGAGAGAGAGAGAGAGGGAGAGAGAGAACUAGAUAGCACCCUGGUACAUGUGCUACCAGGAAUUGAACUUGGAACCUUAUGGUAUCUGAAAAAGUCAGCCUAGGGCAGUGAAGCCCCAAGGAGGGGGCAGAGGAAGAAAAGAUAUUUAGAGAUUAUUUACAUUAGGUAAAAUUCAUUCUCUUAAGGCAUGUGAGUCAGUGAUUUCCCAUUUCAGUUUUAUAACCAUCUAUAUAUUUAAUUUAAAAUAUUUCAAUAACCCUAAAAGAAACCCUAUACCCAUAAGCAGCCACCCCAGUCUACAUCUUCCCUCAGAACAUGGCAGCAACUCGUACAGUUUGUUUCCAUGAAUAUACCCAUUAUGAACAUUUUGUGUAAGUAGAAUAAUACGAUAUGUGACCUUUACUGACUGACUUUACUCACUUAACAAGAUGUUUUCAAAAUGUUUCUAUGUUACAGCAUGUAACCUGUACUUCAUUCCUUUCUAUGACUAAUAAUACCCUGUUGUUUGUUAAA